This is a messenger RNA of Astyanax mexicanus (Mexican tetra), 1341 nucleotides long. RefSeq names its product olfactory receptor 52K2-like. Gene Ontology annotation, cellular component: membrane. The coding region runs from base 354 to 1316 and encodes 320 amino acids. Gene Ontology annotation, biological process: G protein-coupled receptor signaling pathway. Lineage: Eukaryota; Metazoa; Chordata; Actinopteri; Characiformes; Acestrorhamphidae. Gene Ontology annotation, molecular function: olfactory receptor activity; G protein-coupled receptor activity. The transcript has a single exon. The record is from RefSeq and is a predicted model, not a curated record.
GAUAUUUUUUUCUGGGUUUAAUAUUAAUCUCUGAAUGUAUGAAUCUGAGCUGAAUCAUCCUGUGUUUUUCUCUUGUAUAACUUUCUUUGUCAGAUAAUUCCAGUCAUCAGCAAUGUUUGCUAAUCUGUAUAUGAUUGAAACCUCAGGCUCAACAAAGACAAUUUGUUUUUUUUUAACAGUGUAAUUCAAAAUGUCAUAUAAGCAACGCAAAUAUGAUGGUUGGCUUUCAGCUGACAUUACAGUUGAGGCUGUACCUAAACUGGGCAAUUUCUGUUAUUAAUGAUGAAAAUAUAAUAGAAAUGUUUGCUACAGUUGUUUGCUAUUAACAGAGUGAUGAAGAUGCAGAAUGUGAGAUGACAGAAAUCAACAUGCAAGAUCUUCCUGUGACGAAUAUUUCUUUUACAACUUUCACACUGAAUGGUUACCACGGUUUAAAAGAAUGGCGUCCUAUAUUAACCAUACCCUAUCUUCUUAUGUUUCUGUUGUCUGUCACCGCAAACUCGUUUCUGAUACUGUUAAUUAUAUCCCAGAGAGCUCUGCACUCUCCAAUGUUUGUAUUAAUUGGCCUGAUGGCUGCUGUGGAUCUGUUUUGGCCAAUAUUUUUUGUCCCACACAUGCUGCUCAACUUCUUAUUUGACUGGAAUCAGAUUUCUCUUUCAGGAUGUUUAAUACAGAUGUUUUGUAUUUAUAUAUUUGGUACAUUUCAGUCUACUGUACUGCUGUGGAUGUCUCUGGAUCGGUACUUUGCUAUUUGCAAACCUCUUUCUUACCACAAAUACAUGCAGGUGUCCAGCUUUCUAAAGUAUGUUAUUGUGACAGUAAUCAGAAAUGUCAUCUUCAUUACUUUAGUGGUUUCUUUGGCUGGAAAUCGGCAUUAUUGUAUGACUAAUGAGAUUGAUCACUGUUUUUGUGAGCACAUGGCAAUUGUUCAGCUGGCAUGUGAAGACAUUUCUAUCAAUAAUUUAGCAGGUCUUUUAACUACGUUUCUCGUUCCAACUACAGAUUUUGUACUUAUUACUGUUUCUUAUGUAAUAAUAUUUUCUUCUGUCUUAAAAUCAGGAAGGUCUCACUCUAAAGCUGUUAGCACCUGUGUUACACAUAUAAUCAUUAUGACUGUUUCUUUAGGACUUGCAUUGAUCGCUUUUUUGUCAUACAGAACAAAGAAUGUUUUUUCUCCUGACAUGCAUACUUUAAUCAGUACAAUGUACAUAGUUAUUCCAAGUUGUUGUAACCCAAUUAUAUAUGGAUUGAGAACCAAGGAAAUUAGGGAACAAUUGCUGAAAUUUAUAAAGCAUGGCAUAGUUUUACCCCAAUAAACUAUUAUUAUGCACUGUUGUAUUG